Molecule: messenger RNA, 708 nt
Organism: Aegilops tauschii subsp. strangulata
Lineage: Eukaryota; Viridiplantae; Streptophyta; Magnoliopsida; Poales; Poaceae
Source: RefSeq, a predicted model, not a curated record
AUGUCUUCCGCUCCGCCUCCGCCGCCAGCCGCCGACGUCGCCUCACGUGCCGCCGCCACCGCGGGCUCCUUCCCCGCCCUUCUGCCGCCGGCCUCGGACCGCAUGGAUCACUCGUUCCUACCGCCGUCCCUCGCGCGUCUCCUCCAGGGCGGGACUGCGCCCUACACGGCGGAUGGAUCGCUCGGCCCCCUGCAGACCCAAUCGGCGGGGUCCCUCUUCGCCGGCCCGGUGUCAUUGUUGUACGCCGGUGUGUCGUCCUCGUCGCCCGCUGCUUCGGCCCGGUCCCAGCAACCGCCGCCGCCUUCGGCUGCCAUGCACUCCUUCGUGCUCACGCCGCCACCGACUGCAUCGCACCCGAUGCGUGUGGUCGCACCUGCUCCGGUUGCCUCCCUCUACACCGCAGCCGGCCCUACCGUUGACGACGUCGCCCAUGUGCAUCAUGGCGGACCUGGUGGCUACUCGCUGUAUGUGGCCCCGUACGGGCCGCCGCCACCCGCGUGCCCCUCCUACGGCGCAUACCAUGGCCAGGGCUCGUAUCAGGCUCCGCCGCCCUAUGGUACAUCCUACGCGUACGGUGCCCAACACAUGUACGCACCGGCCGUGGCUCCGCCUGCACCGUUGCCCUCUCCUGUGCCAUAUGUGGAUGUUGAAGCUGCUCUGGCCGUGAUCCCCUUGCCGCCGUUUUUUUCUCGCACCUCCUUCCGGUGA